AUGAGCACGCCAGGAACAAGUAGGCAGUCAGGUAAGUUUACGGUCUUAGACUAUUAGUUUUCAGAACGAAUUGCUACCUUGCAACCGAGGACCUUUGUAGAUUCGAAGGUCAAGCUGAGAAUCCUGCAAAAAAGACUUGCCAUCUUAGAAAAGGUAAUAUCCGUAGAUCCAAACAUAUUGAAAUGUUUAGGAUAACAUGCAAGAUGACCCGCAUGCCAAUCUUUCAUGGCACAAGGCCGUUCCAAAGUUCGAUGAAACUUUCAAAUCAGGAAAGGGAACAAAAAAGAAAGGUUUUAUCUCCGAUCAACCCAAAUUGGAUAUAGGCAGUAAGUCAAGGAAGUUAAACUGAUUACGUUGUUGCAGCAAAGAAAGGAAAGAAGUUGAGGUCCGAGCUUAGCAAAACAAGGUUUAGAAAGGACUUUGCCCAUUUGAAGGAAGAUUUUGACGUAGGUUUACUCUUUUCUAUUUUUACUUCAUUUUUAGAAGGUAAAACACGACCUGGGUGAACGCCGGACAUACGAUGAGAUCGUAUCAGCUCCAAGUGUGAUACCAGCAAGGAAGUUUUGUUCUGUUUGCGGUCUGUUUUCGUCGUACACAUGUUUUAAAUGCGGAUCGUACUUCUGUUCAAUGGUUUGCAACGACUCUCACGCAGAAACCAGGUAAUAAACACGUUAUCCUUUUUGAUAAAACUUCAACUUUUCAGGUGCUUGAAGUGGACGAGUUGA
Molecule: messenger RNA, 725 nt
Organism: Bursaphelenchus xylophilus (pine wood nematode)
Lineage: Eukaryota; Metazoa; Nematoda; Chromadorea; Rhabditida; Aphelenchoididae
Source: the annotation of a GenBank genome assembly